AUGGAGGGGACGAUGCUGGUGGCUGGACAGGAGAAGCCACAGAAGCGGGUGAGGUUCCGCGUGGCUUCGGGGAACAGCGGCCGGGUGCUGAAGGAGAUGUUCAAGGAUGAGGGGCCUUCAGACUCCCUGGAUUCGGACUGCACCAGCAGCUCUGACGCAGAGCGGGCCAGCACCCCCUCUACGAGUGGAGAAGGACACCUGUAUGGAUACCUGGGCUCCGAGCUGGACGACAGCGAGUGCGAGCCGGACAACCUGCUCAUGUACGCCGCGGGGGCCACCAAGGAUUGGAUGUUCACCACCAAGAGGGUCAACAUACUCAGUAAAAAUGGCACCGUGAGAGGGGUCAGGCACAAAGUCAGCGCAGGUCAGACGCUGUUUGAAAACCUUCCCAAUUCCAACAGUUUGGAGUUAGCUCUUGAAUUUGGGCGAAUAGUGAUCUACACUACGAGUUUCCGUGUGGUGAGGACAACAUUUGAGCGCUGCGAGCUGGUCCGGAAGAUCUUCCAGAACCACAGGGUGAAGUUUGUGGAGAAGAACAUCGCCCUGGACAUCGAGUACGGGAAGGAGUUGGAGGAGCGGUGCAAACGAGUGGGAGAACCUCCCUCGUUACCUGUGGUGUUCAUUGACGGACACUACCUCGGGGGUGCUGAGAAAAUUCUAGGUAUGAAUGAAUCAGGAGAGCUUCAAGACCUUCUGAUGAAAAUCGAGAGGGUACAGCAGCCCCAGACGUGCCAGACCUGUGGGGGCUUUGCCUUCAUCCCGUGCCCAAUGUGCCAUGGCAGCAAGAUGUCCGUGUUUCGCAACUGCUUCACGGAUUCCUUCAAAGCCCUCAAGUGCACUUCCUGCAACGAGAACGGCCUGCAGCCCUGUGUGAGCUGCAGCCACUGA
Messenger RNA from Anarrhichthys ocellatus (wolf-eel), 888 nucleotides. RefSeq names its product glutaredoxin and cysteine rich domain containing 1 a (gene grxcr1a). NCBI's taxonomy places the organism in Eukaryota, Metazoa, Chordata, Actinopteri, Perciformes, Anarhichadidae. Gene Ontology annotation, biological process: sensory perception of sound. The transcript has 4 exons. The record is from RefSeq and is a predicted model, not a curated record. Bases 1 to 888 code for a protein of 295 amino acids.